Messenger RNA from Homo sapiens (human), 255 nucleotides. RefSeq lists its product as uncharacterized. Bases 1 to 255 code for a protein of 84 amino acids. The transcript has 3 exons. Lineage: Eukaryota; Metazoa; Chordata; Mammalia; Primates; Hominidae. The record is from RefSeq and is a predicted model, not a curated record.
AUGGAGUCUCACUCUGUCGCCCAGGCUAAAGUGCAGUGGCACGAUCUUGGCUCACUGCUACUUCCGCCUCCAGGGUUCAAGCAAUUCUCCUGCCUCAGCCUCCUAAGUAGCUGGGAUUAUAGGCAUGCACCACCAUGCCCAGUUAUGCUGAUAGAAGUGGACAAUGAAUUCAAUGAGGGGACGGAGAAGAUUUUUAGUGGAGAUGGUGUUUCGCCAUGUUGGCCAGGCUGGUCUAGAACCCCUGGCCUCAGAUGA